AUGUCGCAGAGCUGGUGUCUCUCAUUCAAAUCUCAGACCAAAAACAUCAAUCGAGGCCACAUGGAAGGCCCCAGACGUAUCCACAGGCUGUGUUAUCUUCCGUGCUUCCGUUAUCGAAUCGAAGUACGUCUGGUAUUCGGAGGAAGGUCAACUCACCAAGAAGUUCUGUAUAGAAGAAGGAUAUCAAAAAGUGGUGCCAGUGGACGAUCCGGAUGUGGAAUGUUGUGCAUGUGA
Molecule: messenger RNA, 234 nt
Organism: Cooperia oncophora
Lineage: Eukaryota; Metazoa; Nematoda; Chromadorea; Rhabditida; Trichostrongylidae
Source: the annotation of a GenBank genome assembly